Molecule: messenger RNA, 1153 nt
Organism: Klebsormidium nitens
Lineage: Eukaryota; Viridiplantae; Streptophyta; Klebsormidiophyceae; Klebsormidiales; Klebsormidiaceae
Source: the annotation of a GenBank genome assembly
CUUGAAACUCCAGCACGUAGCUUGAGCCUUGAGGCUUGAGCCUUGAUCCCAGUACUUUCUACAGGUGUCUGAUGCUGCAGUCAAGAAAGCAUGAUGGCGCCUUCAACAUGAUUGCAGGCUGAAGCCACUGAAAGUCUGCACUUGCUCAAAGAGUACCUCAGAAGGUGCAGACCCCUUGACAACGAAAGCUAGAGGCUUGAGGUCGUCUAGGACGGUUCAGAUGCUUCUUUAGGAGCAUUGCUAACUAGAGUGAUGUUGCGCGGAGGAGUCAACAUCAAGCUGUGCAGAGGGGGAAACUUCCUAAACCUCGAUGUAGAGUGAAGCUUGCCGCAAGUCCGUCAUUUUAAUAAACUCUGUAUAGGAGUGUCAAGUGAAAAGAGACGGAAGAAAAAAGCGGACCACAUUAUGUCUCGGACAAUCUUCGAGAUCCAGAAGUUUUGGGACAUCUUGCGCUAUACGGGGUUCGGGCUGGGCUGCUUCACAGCAAGCUACAUGUACUGCAACGUCAGCACACGGGCGAACGUACCUCGGCAGGGCAUCUCCUAUAGUACAUACCCUGCAGGAACCGAGCUCCUUUUCAACGUCGGCCAGCUCUACAAAGAGGCGCUCGGGAAGGUGUUCGAUGAGGAAGAGUGGGGCCCCGUCGAGUGGGCCAUCAUGGCCAAGCACUAUCAGCGGCAGGGCGAGCCCAGCUACGCCCACCACGCAGCGUACAUGGUGCAUUUGGCCUCUAAAGGGAAAGUCAAGCCAGACGAUGUAGGAGACUAGCGGAGGUGACUUCGUGGCGAGCAUGCUGCUUCGACGUGCUUAAUGUACACGAUGGGACUUCUGCUGUCAAAAAAGGAAGUGAUCAGCUCGCAUUGAUCCCCUCCGAAUUUAUGGUAGUGUUGGUAACGGACAUGGUCGAUGCACUACCUCACAAGUCAAACACAGAUUGCUUGUGUUGCACGUACGGGGUCGUCGUACUUGGGUCUUUGUCUGCUAAGCCCUUGCAAGUUCAUACAGAGUUGAAAUGUGCUGCAAGAGGAAUCAACGUCGAAUGCCUUCACAGAUGUAAAGGCCAGCCAGUGGCAUACGGAAGUUGACUGCAAGCUAUCUAUUCAAUUACUUACGUCUCUCAUGAGCGUCAUAUUGAAUGCAAGUUUGAUCCGAC